Molecule: messenger RNA, 860 nt
Organism: Dendrobium catenatum
Lineage: Eukaryota; Viridiplantae; Streptophyta; Magnoliopsida; Asparagales; Orchidaceae
Product: calmodulin-like protein 7
Exons: 1
Coding region: 71-691 (206 amino acids)
Molecular function (GO): calcium ion binding
Source: RefSeq, a predicted model, not a curated record
UUAAACCAACGCCAUUCUCCUCAUUAAUUCCCUCCACCUCCUCUCAUUCCUCUUCCAUCUAAACUUCUACAUGGAAGCCAUUGCAGCCCUCCUCCUCUUCCUCCUCUCCCUCUGCAUCCUCUUCUUCCCUCUCUCCAAGCUCCUCCCAUGGCUCCACUCCUUCCUCUUCUCUACUCAUCCCAAACCCCCUAACUCUUCAUCUACGACGCAUACCACCGAAAAGAGAGAAGAAUGUGAUCUUGAAACUGUCUUUGCGACCUUUGAUUCUGACGGUGAUGGCUUCAUCUCUAAAGUAGAGCUAGUAGAGUCCCUAAAGCGGCUCGGCCUCACGGCCACUGGAGAUGAGGUGAGAAGCAUGAUGGAGAAGGCGGAUACCAACAAUGAUGGUCUCAUUGACUUCAAUGAGUUCAAGGAGCUUAGUUUGUCGUGGGGGCUAACGAGUAGAGGCGGUGGGGACGGCGAAGAGGAUGGUGAGUUGCGGGAGGCGUUUGCGGUGUUCGACGGCAAUGGUGAUGGCAUGAUAACAAUGGAGGAGUUGAGCUUGGUGCUCAAGUCCUUGGGUUUGAAAGAGGGGGAGAGGGUUGAGGCUUGCAGGGAAAUGAUAAAGAAAGUGGAUACGAAUGGAGAUGGGAUGAUCAACUUUGAAGAGUUUAAGAAGAUGAUGAUUAUGAAGGAAGGGAAGAUCUUCUAACUUAGAACAGGGCAAGUUUUUUGUUGUUAUUCUUCUUCUUUUGAUUGCCUUAUAUGACCUACAUUUAUAUAUAUAAUUUUUGCCUUCUUUUGUAUAUAUAGCUUUGAUUUUUCCUAAAAAGUGUAGUGAUGAAUUAGGUAAAUUUAUGUCUAAUACUAAUGUCUUUCUA